AUGGCGGCGUCGCGAUUCGCAGCAGCCGACCUCAGGCGUCCAGCCGGUUCCUCUCCCAAACCGAAGGGACGCGCUGAACACAAGGAAACGCUCUGCCGGAACGUCCUCAUCUACGGCCACUGCCGAUACGAAGAUCAAGGCUGUACGUUUUCUCACGACCAAACGAAAAACAGCAUAAAUCCUUCAGACAUGUCUCGAAAGGCUCUAAAUGUCGAAUCGCCCUCCUUCACCCCUGCAAACCUGCAAAGUGCCGCGAAAAAGGCCACAUUUUCCACGCAAGCGGCAAAUGCGCCUACUUUCACACCCAGAGGCUUAGCAGCCUCGCCAUCGAUUCCCGCAGACCCGGAGGCUGGCAUUUUCAAUCCCGCUGCCAUACGAGAAUUUACCCCUGGGUUUGACUUGAAUGCACAGACCGCAUCCAACGGAGCCAGCCAUGAUGCGGCCCUCAAUUAUGACCCGUUUUCAAUGAGCGCAGUCGGCCAGAAUCUGCCCAGCGCACCGUACAACCCGUAUACUGAUGAGCACGCGAUUCCUGGUGCUGGUGCAGGCUUUUACCCUGGCUCAAGCGCGUACGCUGCUCCUCUGCAGCCUUUGCAGCACCAUCUAUACGCACCAAUCGGGCCUCAUCGAGAGGAUCUUAUGCCGUACCACCGCAUGGCCCACGAUUUUUUCCUCCCCGAGAAACUGAGGGAAGAAAUGCAAAGGAAAUCGGAGGCUGCUCUGCAAGUCAUGCCAAGCUCGCAACUGCCGCAGAUGGAUAAUUACCACUCCCUCGUGCCACUAGAUACGUCCCACAGAAAGAACGCAAACGUCUUUGGCUACCCCAGCUGGGUUUACAAGGCUACAUCAACCAAGACCGGCAAUGUGUAUUGCCUGCGCCGAUUGGAGGGAUUUCGGCUUUCAAACGAACACGCCAUCAGGUCCGUCAAGGAGUGGAGAAAGAUUGACAAUGCCAACGUGGUAACGAUACACGACGCCUUUACGGCUCGGGUGUUUGGAGAUAGCUCUCUCAUCUUUGUGCAAGGUUACCAUCCCCUCUCGAAAACCCUGGCUGAAGUUCACCUCGGUUCCACUGCCGCAGGACCCGGAAACCGGUUUCAGGCAAAGCCUCCAGUUUCUGAGGCAGUCUUGUGGGGGUACAUUUCGCAGCUUGCCAACGCAUUAAAGUCGAUACACUCUGUCAACCUGGCUGCAAGAUGCAUUGAUGUUACCAAAAUCAUUCUCACGGACAAGAACCGCAUCAGACUGAACGCGUGCUCCAUACUGGAUGUCGUCCAUUUCGAGCUGCGACGACCCAUUCAAGAACUUCAGCAGGACGACUUUACUCAGUUUGGACGUACAAUCCUGUGCCUAGCAACCAGCACCCCCCCCGCCCAACUGACCAACCUGAAAGCCUCCAUCGAGCAAAUGAGCCGGUCAUAUUCCGUAGAGCUCCGAGAUACUAUCAUCUGGCUAUUGACACCGGCCCAGCCUCCCGCGCAAAAGGGAAUCGAGGAGUUCAUCCGCGGAAUCGCCGGCCACAUCGUCACGACGCUCGAUCAAAGCCAGCACCAGGCAGACGAGCUCAACUCAGAACUGUAUCGCGAGCUGGAAAACGGCCGAAUCGCGCGCCUGCUGCUGAAACUCGGCGCCAUCAACGAGCGACCCGAAUUCGAAGGAGACAGAUCUUGGUCCGAAAACGGUGAGCGCUAUAUGCUCAAGCUAUUUCGGGACUACGUCUUCCACCAAGUCGACAGCAAUGGGAACCCGGUACUCGACAUGGGCCACAUGCUGCGGUGUCUCAACAGGUUGGAUGCCGGCACAGAAGAGAAGAUUUGCCUCACGAGUCGGGACGAGCAGACGAGCUUCAUCGUCAGCUACAAGGAACUGAAAAAGCAGCUGGGGAACGCAUUUGGUGAGCUCCAAAAGACAAGCAAGCAAGGAAAGGGGAUUUAG
Ustilaginoidea virens is the source of this 1935-nucleotide messenger RNA. RefSeq lists its product as uncharacterized. The transcript has 5 exons. NCBI's taxonomy places the organism in Eukaryota, Fungi, Ascomycota, Sordariomycetes, Hypocreales, Clavicipitaceae. The coding region runs from base 1 to 1935 and encodes 644 amino acids. Gene Ontology annotation, cellular component: PAN complex; P-body. Gene Ontology annotation, molecular function: poly(A) binding; metal ion binding. Gene Ontology annotation, biological process: mRNA processing; nuclear-transcribed mRNA poly(A) tail shortening. The record is from RefSeq and is a predicted model, not a curated record.